Molecule: messenger RNA, 2529 nt
Organism: Fulmarus glacialis (Northern fulmar)
Lineage: Eukaryota; Metazoa; Chordata; Aves; Procellariiformes; Procellariidae
Gene: MUC4
Product: mucin 4, cell surface associated
Exons: 17
Coding region: 1-2529 (842 amino acids)
Biological process (GO): cell-matrix adhesion
Molecular function (GO): calcium ion binding
Source: RefSeq, a predicted model, not a curated record
AUGGAGGCUAAAAGCCAUCCCAGGAGCUGCCUGGGAUGUCAGGAAAUAACAAGUUAUUCUGGUCAGUUUACAGAUAACGGACAGAUCAUUUUCCCACCCACGGACAACUACGUCCCCUCCAACCCCAACCCACUUCCCCAGGGCUUCCGUGGCCAGGAGGGUUUGCCGAUGGUGGCCGCCUUUUGGGACGACGCAGAUUUCUCCCAGGGUGUCGGCACCACCUGGUACCAGGUCGGGGCCACCAAAGGUGUUCUCCUGGGAGAGCCCAGCUCCCAGCUCGCCCAUUUAACCCUCUCUCUUGCCAACCGGCAGGAGUACUCCACCCUCAGCUCUACCCGAGACGCCCUUGUCCAUGAUGUGGAAGCAAAGAUUGAGAAAUACCUUCAAACCCCCUACAUAGCAAAAUGGACCUUGAAGGUGACAUGGGAGAAGGCUCCGGCAUACCCAUCCCAGGGGUGCCUUGGGUUUCUCCAGACGAGCACCUACCAGGCGGUCCUGACCACCGAUGGGAACCGUUCCUUCGCCCUGCUGCUCUACCAAGACGGCGGGAUGCGGUGGGACUACACCAACGGCGAUGGCUAUGCCCAAAAUAACGAGCUGACUCAAAAGCCACCAGCUGUGAAGUACCGACCUGACCAGCACAGCAGCCCUGGCACCAACGGGGGGCUGGAGGCGUUCGACUGGUGCUGCCGGCGUGUGGGGAAGCCCCUGUUCUGCGCCAGGUUUGCUGAGAAGAGACCGAGGAUCGGCUGCGAGGGAUAUAUGCCGCCGACCCCAGCUGGCGCCUUCGGGGACCCCCACAUCACCACCCUGGAUGGACUCACCUACACCUUCAAUGGACUCGGCGACUUUGUCCUGCUGCUGGCCAGCGAUGCCCAGACCCGCUUUGUGCUGCAUGGGCGCACAGCCCAGACGGGCACAGCCCAGGCCACCAACUUUGUGGCCUUCGCUGCCCAGUACAUCUCUGCCACCUCCACAACAGUUGAGUGGACCUUGGGGAGCCAGGGUGACAUACAAGUUCUCCUGAACGACGAAACCAUCCAGUUUUCCUAUUCCCAAGACAUGGGUGCCGAGGUGUACUACAGCCCUGGUGUCCUGCUGGUCAAUGCCUCCUCCGUCACAGCUGUCUUCGACGGGGCCAUCGCCAUCUCCAUCUCGGCCACCUCUGGGAUCCUCAGCGUUGUCUGCAGCCUGGCUGAUCGGUACCGCAACAGCACCAAGGGCCUCCUGGGUGUUUGGGACCACGACCCCGCAGAUGACUUCCAGAUGCCGAACGGUACCAGCAUCCCUGUGAACAGCAGCGAGGAGGAGAUCUACAGCUACGGGAUGACCUGGGCUGUUGGAGACCACAGCCUGUUUGCUCAGCAUCUGGACUCACCCGUAAUGAACUUCACACCCAUCUUCUUGUCUCGGCUGCGGCAGGAGAAUGAAAGCCAGUACCAGCUGGCAGCCUCGCAGUGCCGCGGCAACAAGGAGUGCAUCUACGAUUCACUGAGCACAGGGGACGUGGCCCUGGGCCUGGCCACCCAGAGCCUCGCAGCCGACUUCCAGCAGAAGAAGACAGUACUCAACGCCUUCCCUCCCGUCAUCACCGGUGACGCGUCACUCACGGCCUUCAGGACAGAAAGGGUCAGGAGGCAGUACCGUGCCAUGGGGGUGGGCGCACGCUUUGUCCCCCACCUCUCGCCAGAGCUCAACAUAUCAGAGAGCGGCACCCUGACGUGGGAGCCCCACAGGAUGGCCCCGCUCACCAUCAACCUGGAGGCUGUGGCAGCCUGCAGGUGUGAGGGCGGCUACUCGGGUCCCUUCUGCCAGGACCCUCCGGACCCCUGCGCCCAGGGAUGCUUCCCCGGCGUGGGCUGCGACUCGCACGCCGGUUGCGGCCCCUGCCCGGCUGGCCUGACCGGUGACGGGCGGCACUGCUCAGAUAUCGAUGAGUGUGCACAGGGGACGGCGUGCCCGGGGAACGCCACCUGCACAAACACGGUGGGAAGCUACGCCUGCUCCUGCCCGGCCGGCGAGGAGGGUGAGGGGCCAGGCUGUGGCUCAGCCUGUGGCUCCCGCUCCUGCCCCGAGGGCUACUGCAACAACGGGGGACACUGUCGCCUGCACCCCAUGACCUGCGCCCCCACCUGUGCCUGCCCCCCGGCUUUCGUCGACCAGCGUUGCCUGGUGGCGGGGGGGGAUUUUCGGCCAAUGCCCAGCGCAGAUCUCCCCCACAGAAGUGUGCGGCUGCGGGUCAGGACGCUGCAAAACGCCACUGCCGAGGAAGUCAAUGGCACCGUCUCGGCCAUUCUGGGCUCCCUGGAUGUAAAGGCUUUCCAGAGCAACAUCAACAUCACCCAGACCCGCAGCAGUGUCAUCCAGUUCCUGAACGAGGAGCUGCCGGGGGCCAUCACUGGCGCCUUCAACGGGCAGCGAGGGCGGCGGGAGGCGGGCGCGCGCCUCCUCUUCCAACGCCUGCACCGGGACAACAUCACCGACCUGGUGAAGCGUGAGUGGCUCCUGGUGCUGAGCCAGGGAGCCUGA